CAUCCACAAUGGCGGACAAUCGAAAACAACAGCUGUACUGAGAAUGAUGCGUGGUGUUAGCUAAGACUCUUCCUCAAAUCUGUGGUAAAGAUGGCGAAAAGCCAUAACGGAAAUGGAGAAAAGCCCAUCAAGUAUGAGUAUUUAGAUCACACAGCUGAUGUUCAACUUCAUGCUUGGGGUGAUGAUUUGAAGGAAGCUUUUGAGCAGGUAGCAACAGCCAUGUUUGGUUAUAUGACAGAGUUAACUGCUGUUGAAAUUGAAAAAACAAUGGAAAUCACAGCUCAAGGUGAUGACAUGAUAAACUUGUUGUUCCAUUUUCUCGACGAGUUCCUGUUCUUGAUGUGUGAUGACCCAUACUUCAUAGUGAAGGAAGUUGAAAUUUUAGAGUUUGACAAGGAAAACUUCACAAUAAGAGCAGUAGGGAGAGGUGAACUUUUUGACCUUAACAAGCAUCCACAGGGCACAGAGGUGAAGGCUAUAACUUACUCCAACAUGCAGAUAUAUGAUGAAAAUGACAAGCAUGAAGUUUAUGUCAUUAUUGAUAUUUAAAAACCAAAAUUCAAAGGCAAACUCUAUGAGUGUCAAUUAUUCACUGA
Pocillopora verrucosa is the source of this 596-nucleotide messenger RNA. RefSeq names its product protein archease-like. The record is from RefSeq and is a predicted model, not a curated record. Gene Ontology annotation, cellular component: tRNA-splicing ligase complex. NCBI's taxonomy places the organism in Eukaryota, Metazoa, Cnidaria, Anthozoa, Scleractinia, Pocilloporidae. Gene Ontology annotation, biological process: tRNA splicing, via endonucleolytic cleavage and ligation.